AUGAAUGCCUGGCUAGCCGACGCCUCGAACCUCCAGAGCCAUGACAAUGGUGCCUUUAAUCAAGCAACAAUAGAUCCAUCAGCGGCAUUUCUCCAUGCAUCUCCCACGCCGCCAGACCCCAAUCAGUUUCAGCGCAUGUUCAAUGGAGUACCGCGAAAUGCCUCCCCCGGAUUCCACAACCCUAACCAGGUGAUUCCGUCCAAGAGAUCACGACCAGAGGAUGGUCUCUCAAUGUCGCCUAGGCAAGCGCCUGGCGGGCUUUCUGUAUCGCGAUCUCAGACGCCUCAUCAAAUGCCUUUCCCUGGUUACCAGGGGCCUGCGAAUGGCGCCCAGCAAUUCCCUUCCCAUGCCGCGCCGUACCAACAUUUCCAGCAAGGGACUCCGACCAAUGUCACUCAGUCCCCCAUCAUGCAAGACUUUGACCAGCACGGUGUGCAGAGACUGGGAACGGCCUCUCCUAGCCCAUUCUCGCCCGCUGGCCCUCAUGUCGGCCCUCAUAUGUCCCCGUCGCAAUCAGAUCAUCCAAGUAGAGUCAACACACCGCAAAACAGCUCAUUUAUUCCAGGUCAGCCUUUCCCUCAAGGGAUGGGCCCGCAAUUUGCACCCGCUCCUACGAUGACUUCUGCUGCUGUACAAGCGCCCAUGCAAGCGAACUUUAGCAGUAUGCCGCAAUAUCAGCAAGCAAUGGCCGCUCAACAGCAGCGACUCCACGCGUUGCAGAUGCAGAACCAAGGUCGUCCUAUGAAUAUGAAUCCUGCGAUGGCAGGACGCCCCGUGGCAGCGGGGAUGAACGCGAUGGCAAACCCUCAGCAAAUGGCAGCCAUCAGGCAAAUGCAGCAAAAUAUGGCCAAACCACCCAAUCCUGAGGGCUUUAUGAGGUCGUUGCAGAAAUUUAUGAUGUCGCGCAAUCUACCUUUGGAUCCGAAUCCCAUAGUUUGUGGUCGCCCUAUCAAUUUGGUCCAGCUCUAUGCGACCGUUAUGAAACUGGGUGGUUCAAAGAAGGUAAGCGCCGCAAACAUGUGGCCUGUAAUAGCCCAACAGCUUCAGUUCCCUCCGAUGCAAUUUCCUAUGGCUGUACAGGAGAUUCGGGAACACUAUCAAAGGAACCUCGCUGCGUACGAACAGGCUUUUCUCAGCACGCAACAGAAGCAGUUUGCAGAUCAAAUGCAGCAAAGCUCACUGCCGCGACAGCCAAGCGAUCCAUCGGCUCUCCAGUUUCAGUCGCCAACAGUCAAACAGGGCCAAGGAUUCGAAGUACCUCAACCAGUUGGUGCCUCUCCUGGUACCAUGUCGGUAGCAAACAAUGCGCAGCAAAAUAUUCCAAAUGGCUUCGCGACCCCGACUCAGGUCAAAGCGUCGAACAAACAACCACAGCAUCGACUAAGUGUAUCCCGUCAGUCUCAACCUCCAGCAACCCCGCAGGAUUCUACAGGCCAGUUACCAAACCAGUCCCCUGCUCAGUCAACAAAACCUCUUGGGGCAACACCGGGAAAGUCGGCUAAGACAUUCGAGCAAGCCUCUGAUCAACCUUUGAAACAGCCGAUACAAGAUCCUUUCAAACCAAUGGUUUUGCCGGAGAGCAGCUUGCACGGUCCGAUAGCUUUGGAUGAAAUGUACCAACUUGGGGAAGAAAUAACUAGGUUGAAACCAAAUGUGCCUUCCUUUGCCGAGCUUGGCGUUAUUGACAUUCACGCGCUCACAAUGAGCGUCAAGUCUGGUAUUCAUGCGGAGAUGCGCCUGGCGUUGGAUACUCUUGUAUCCCUCUCCUGUGAACCAGCCGUCCAAAUCUCGCUCGAUAAUUGCGAAGAUUUGAUUGAUAGCUUGAUCGAAUGUGCCGAGGACCAAGCUGAUCUGCUUGCUGAACACGCCGUGGAGGUUUCGGACGUGAUGUUACUCCCCUCGUACGAGGAGAUUACUCGUGGAUGUCAGGCAGAAUGGACUUCUCUUGCCGACGUCCCUGAGUUUGGAAGCCUUGAAUAUGAGCUCGAUCGGGCUGUUGACAGACUCAUAUGCGUCACCACAAUAUUGCGAAACCUUUCCUUCACUGAAUCAAACUUUGGGUUACUAUCAACUGCCCCCGUUGUACAGUUCAUAUCAACCAUUAUCCGAUACUUAGGGACUCGAAACAUGCUUCUUCGAACCCAUCAGAACACGUUGGAUUUCAUGAAGGACGCUGUCAUCUAUUUGAGCAAUUUGGCGCAUGUGAUUCAGUUACCAAGCAAAGAGGAGGCCCUUUGUCUAUUGCAUUUCCUUUUGUCUUUUGCUCCAUUUCCUCCUCCAACGUUGGGUCCAGACGGCGUCAUGUUUACAUCCUACAACGCCUCGAUUCACAAAUACACACCCGCCGCCGUCGACAGCUUAGCUAAGCUCCUGGCCAGAGAUGAUCCCAACAGGAUUUUUUUUAAAGCAAUAUUCUCCGGUGAUGGAGCGCCCGGUCCACAGCAUGAAUUGCUGACCCGUGCCUUUGGACUAGCUAUUUGUCCAGUCCCCGAUCAACUACGGAAACAUCUGGCCAUAGCGGACGCCCGCAAGGUAUUCCUCAUGCAGGGACUACUGGCAGCCGACAUUCUUUCUUCGUUUGCUGAUGGUACCCUGGCCAAACAAUGGCUUGAGUCGAUCGACGGGUUUGCUAUUCACCUUCUGCGGCUCUCAUGUUUGCUAAGCACUGAACGUGUCCCUCCCCCUAAUACCAAUUCUCGCCAGUCCCAUGCUGCCCGAGGUCAGGCGGAGGCAGAGGCCGCCGCGUAUAGUUCUAUUAUCAAUCGAGGUUUAACAAUCCUGUGUCGUCUAGCGGAGAAGUCGAAGCUCGCUGACAAUAGUUCCGCGCGGAAUUUUCCGUCGGGAAUCAUCCCGAAAAAAGAGAGCCUACUUGGUGCAUUAUUGAUGCCCAAUGUUGAUCCUGGCGUUGUUCGGCAGCUGAUCUCUUAUGCUCGUUUAGCCGAGUGA
Messenger RNA from Aspergillus udagawae, 2946 nucleotides. RefSeq names its product putative ARID/BRIGHT domain protein (SWI1). The transcript has a single exon. Gene Ontology annotation, cellular component: nucleus; SWI/SNF complex. Lineage: Eukaryota; Fungi; Ascomycota; Eurotiomycetes; Eurotiales; Aspergillaceae. Gene Ontology annotation, molecular function: transcription cis-regulatory region binding. Gene Ontology annotation, biological process: regulation of transcription by RNA polymerase II. The record is from RefSeq and is a predicted model, not a curated record. Bases 1 to 2946 code for a protein of 981 amino acids.